Molecule: messenger RNA, 2025 nt
Organism: Penaeus vannamei (Pacific white shrimp)
Lineage: Eukaryota; Metazoa; Arthropoda; Malacostraca; Decapoda; Penaeidae
Source: RefSeq, a predicted model, not a curated record
AUGGACGAAGGUUUCUCCAAAAGUUGGCACCAUACUCGUUAUCCUUUAGACUACAUCAAUCGCGAGAUGAAUGACAUUGUAGCAAAGAGGAACCAACACAAGUUAGAAUUAACAACUAUAUCAACCAACAUCGCCUUCAACACCAGUCAGCAUUACCUCAAACACCAGCCAACAUCGCCUUCAACACUAGCCAACAUUACCUCCAACACCAGUCAACAUCGCUUUCAACACCAGCCAACAUCACCUCCAACACCAGUCAACAUCGCCUUCAACACCAGUCAACAUCACCUCCAACACCAGUCAACAUUACCUCCAACACCAACCAACAUCACCUUCAACACCAGUAAACAUUACCUCCAACAUCAACUACCAUCACCUUCAACACCAGUCGAAAUUACCUCCAACACCAGCCAACAUCUUCCUCAACACCAGUCAACAUUACCUCCAACACAAGCCAACAUUACCUCCAACACCAACAAACAUCGCCUUCAACACCAACCAACAUCACCUCCAACUCCAGCCAAUAUUACCUCCAACACCAUUCAACAUCACUUCCAACACCAGUCAACAUUAUCAACAACACCAACCAACAUCACCUUCAACACCAGCAAACAUCGCCUUCAACACCAGCCAACAUCACCUCCAACACCACCAACAUUACCUCCAACACCACCCAACAUCACUUUCAACACAAGCCAACAUUACCUCCAACACCAAACAACAUCACCUUUAACACCAGCCAACAUCACCUCCAACAAAACCAACAUCACCUUCAACACCAGCCAACAUCGCCUUCAACACCAGCCAACAUUACCUCCAACACCAGCCAACAUAACUUCCAACACCAGCCAACAUAACUUCCAACACCAGCCAACAUUACCUCCAACACAAGCCAACAUCACCUCCAACACCAGUCAACAUUACCUCCAACACCAACACCAGCCAACAGUCGGCCGUUCAACACCAGCCAACAUUAUCUCCACACAAGCCAACAAUUACCUCGCAACACCAUUCAAACAUCCGCUCCAACACCAUUCAACAUUACCGCUCCAGCACAGUUCAUCACUUAACAACCAGCCAACAUCCGCCUUCAACACCAGCCAACAUUAUCCAAACACCAUUCAACAUCACCUCCAACACCAGUCAACUUUACCUCCAACGCCAGCCAACAUUACCUCUAACACCAGUCAACAUUACCUCCAACACCAGUCAACAUCACCUCCAACACAUGUCAACAUCACCUCCAACACCAGCCAACAUCGCUUUCAACACCAGUCAACAUUACCUCCAACACUAACCAACACCACCUUCAACACCAGUAAACAUUACUUCCAACACCACCAACAUUACCUCCAACACCAACCAAACAUCACCUUCAACACCAGCCAACAUCGCCUUCAACACCAGCCAACAUUACCAUUCACACACAACAUCACUCCAACAUCAGCCAACACGCCUUCAACCGCCAGGCCAACAUUACCUCCAACACAAGCUAACAUUACAUACAACACCAACCAAUAUCAGCUUCAACACCAACCAACAUCACCUCCAACACCAACCAACAUCACUUCAAGCACUAACCAACAUUCAACACCAACACACAGCAGCCAACAUGCCUUCAACGCCAGCCACAUUACCUCCAACCCAGCCAACAUUAUACAACACAGUCAACAUUACCUACCAACACCAUCAACAUCGCCUUCAACACCAGCCAACAUUACCUACACCAACCAACAUCACCUUCAACACCAGCUAACAUCACCUUCAAUACCAGCCAACAUCGCCUUCAACACCAGCCAACAUUACCUACAACACAAGCCAACAUUACCUCCAACACCAUUCAACAUAAUCUCCAACACAGUCACUCAUUACUCCAACACCAGUCAACAUUACCUCCAACACCAGUCAACAUUACCUCCAACACCAGUCAACAUGACCUUCAACAUCAGCCAGUAUCACCUUCAACACCAGCCAACAUCCCUUCAACUACCAGUCAACACAAGCCAACAUUACCUCCAGCACUAG